UACAAUGCUAAUGAAACUUGCAUUGCCGGUGGUGAUUGUGGCAGCUGUGUCACCAUUAGCAACAGCUCAAGCCAAACCUGGCUGCAAGAGCCACUGCGGCAACAUUAGCAUCCCAUACCCCUUCGGCACAACCCAGGGUUGUUACAUGGAUGAACAAUUUCUCAUCACUUGUAACAACGCAACAAACCCUCCAAAACCAUUCUUAAACUUGAGCAAUAUCCCAGUCCUCGACAUUUCCCUCGAUGGCUAUUUGCGCAUCCUUGACUCAGUAUCCUACAAUUGCUACGAAGAUAGCCCAUCGAGCAGACCCCUUUUUGAAUCUCCAUACUUCCGCAGGCAGUUGGAAUUUCCCAUAUCUAAUACUAAAAACAUUUUCACCCUUGUCGGUUGUAACACUGACGCAGAGAUUAUAGGUUUACCGAACAAAGAUCGGCUGACAGGAUGCGUCAGUGUGUGUCUCAAUAAUUCCACAAACCUCAUGAAGAAUGGGGAAUGCUCCCACACAGGCUGUUGCCAGAGCCCCCUUCCAAGAGGAAUGCGUGAUUAUUACAUAAGCAUAGCUUUGUUUAAAGACAGCAAGAUUCCUAAACUCUACCCUUGUAAUUAUGCUUUUAUUGCGGAGGAUGGGGUUUACAAUUUCUCCUCUUCAGAUCUUGAUAAAAAUUUGCGGAAUAUUACAGACCUCCCGAUGGUGCUUGAUUGGUCGAUCGGAAAUCAGACUUGCGAACAGGCCAAGAAGGAUCCUAAAACUUUUGCAUGCAAGGAGUUUAGCUAUUGUAUUGACUCGAAAAAUGGUUCAGGGUAUCGAUGCAAUUGUUCAGCAGGCUUUCAGGGAAACCCUUAUAUCCCUAACGGUUGCCAAGAUAUCGACGAGUGUGAAACUUUAAAACCUUGCAAUGGGACAUGCCACAAUGUUCCUGGCAGUUACGACUGCUCUUGUCCAGCAGGUUUUGAAGGCGACGGCAGGAAAGACGGAGCAGGCUGCAUUCUUCAACAAGUCAUGGCCACCCAUCAAUCCAAGAGGCUUCCUCAUAUCAUCACUGCACUAGGAAUCAGCAUAAGCCUUUUAGCUCUACUGCUGGGCAUUUCAUGGAUUUAUUUGGGACGAAAGCAGAGAAAGUUCAGACAGCUCAAAGAAAAGUAUUUUUUACAAAAUGGGGGCAAUUUGCUAGAGCGAGAGCUUUCGAAACAUAAUGCGUCCAUUGAAACAGCUAAAAUAUUCACGGCAGAAGACCUGAAGAAGGCAACAAACAAUUAUGAUGAAAGCAGAAUUCUAGGCGAAGGAGGCCAAGGUAGAGUUUACAAAGGUAUUUUGCCUGACAAUCAAGUUAUUGCCAUCAAGAAGGCUAAAACAGUCGAUCAGAGCCAAGUUGAGAAGUUCAUUAAUGAAGUGAUAAUACUCUCCCAAAUUAACCAUAAAAAUGUGGUAAAACUCUUGGGAUGUUGUUUAGAAACUGAAGCUCCCUUGUUGGUCUAUGAAUUUGUGACUAACGGUACCCUUUUCGACCACCUGCACAGAGCUGGCCGUGCAACCUUAAUUCCAUGGGAAACUCGUCUGAAAAUAGCCACAGAAACCGCUGGAGCCCUUUCAUACUUGCACUCUGCUGCUUCUACUCCAAUCAUUCAUAGAGACAUCAAGCUUGCCAACAUACUCUUAGAUGAUAAUUACACAGCUAAAGUAUCUGAUUUUGGAGCUUCAAGGUUGAUCCCUUCGGACCAGACUCAAUUUACCACGCUAUUGCAAGGAACUCUGGGGUACUUGGAUCCUGAAUACCUGCAUACACACCAGUUGACUGUAAAGAGCGAUGUUUAUAGUUUUGGGGUUGUUCUUAUAGAGCUGGUGACAGGAAAGAAAGCAGUUUCUUUUGACAGGCCUGAAGAAGAAAGAAAUUUGGCAUUGUAUUUUGUUUCUUUAGUGGACAGAAACAGCUUGGUGGCCAUUUUUGAUCAACGAGUACUGAGUGAAACUAAUAUUGAGGAAAUGAUGGCUGUGGCCAUGCUAGGGAUGAGAUGUGUGAGAGUGAAGGGCGAUGAAAGGCCAACGAUGAAGGAAGUUGCAAUGGAAUUAGAGGCACUGAGGGCAAUGAGAUUGCAGCCCUGUGGGGAAGGUGAUUCGCCUGCAGAAGAUCAGGACGAAUACAUUCUCACGAAACUAUGCAAAUUCUAUUAUGAAGGAAUGGCGGUGAAUAAUACCGUGGAAAGUCAAGUUACUUUUGAAAUUGAAGGUGGGAGAUGAUUCUUUUAUGCGACAUUUUCAUCUUUGUCUUCAUAUUCCAACUAUGCAAUCUAAUCGAACCUUUUAGAAUAAUUAUUACUAAUUUCAUUUUUAAUAUCAUAA
Molecule: messenger RNA, 2338 nt
Organism: Hevea brasiliensis (rubber tree)
Lineage: Eukaryota; Viridiplantae; Streptophyta; Magnoliopsida; Malpighiales; Euphorbiaceae
Product: wall-associated receptor kinase 2-like
Exons: 3
Coding region: 5-2236 (743 amino acids)
Biological process (GO): protein phosphorylation; cell surface receptor signaling pathway
Cellular component (GO): plasma membrane
Molecular function (GO): calcium ion binding; protein serine/threonine kinase activity; polysaccharide binding
Source: RefSeq, a predicted model, not a curated record